ACUGCUUCGCCGUUGCUAUGGUCCGUAACUACGAUCAACAGGUAUACCCUAAACCCCUCCUUCAUACAGGACCCCAUGCGAAGCACGAAAUAUACACAUCCCGUAUUUUGAGGGACAGCAUGUACAACGCGUACCGUCGAAUACAUAAAGAAUUGACUUAAAACUAGAUCUAAAUGCCAUUUUCUUCAAUCGAGCUGUUAAGUCCUCAUCUUUACGGAACAAUCUACCUCGUUGUCUCAAAGCUUCACUGAAGACCGACAACCCAGAAGGACGCCAUGACAAUGGUGCAUUCAAGAAGCGCUGUUCCUGGGACCAAGUCCAAGCGGCUUGGUCCAACUGCCGACCGAGCAAUAACGGGAGGCCAUCACCGAACAACCUCGGUCUUGAACCACGGUGCGGUGACCCUCAGUGACAAGUCCAAGUACCAAGCCGGGCAGGACCUUUUGGUGACAAGAAGCGACUCUUACCUGAUCCGUCCUCCCGAGAAACUGGACGACAUCUGGAAGAGGCCGCCACCCGAUUUCACCCUGCAGAGAUACAUGCCCAAACCGCCGAAACGUAACACGCGCGAAUCGAUGCAGCCUUGGCGCUGGGGAACCUUUCCCGGAGAGAAGAAGGUUGACCAGACCACGACAGAGAAGCCCACCGUGACACUGCCGAAGAUCUUACAGCCGCCGCGACCGAGGAGCAGGAAGAUCCUCACGAGGUUCAAUAUCCCAGACUCGGACCAAGCGAGGAAAGAAGCCGUAAAGACACUUGUACAUCCCAAGGAGAAGUUUGAGAAUCCUCAACCGCAUGACUUCAGACAGUAUCCGCCCCUCGGCCCUCUUGGUUUACCCGAGUUUUUAACAGCCAGCGACAAGGAUCCUUACAAUAUAAAGUUUAAAACAGACAAUAUAGAUAUAGUGUAUGGCCUUCCUCCUCCACUUUCGGACCGGUUUAAUGGUAUCCAGAUGGGCCAAGACGUUCUCAAACAACCUCCAAAAUUCGAACAACACUUACACCAUCCGAAGGGCAAGUGGCCGUCGCCAUCCGGAGAAUUCUCGCGAUAUCGAGCGCGCAAUCGAUCACCAACCACGGUUCUCAUGGACAACGUCGAGGAUACCCUUACCAAGAAGUGGGCGCUCGAGAAGCAGGAGCGUCUCCGGCGAAAGAAGGAGAGAGAGGAAGCGGAAAAGAAACUCAUUUUCGAAGAGAAGGUCGCCAAGGAAGUAGCCAAAGUGUCCAAGAAGACCAAAGACCUUGAGGCAAGGGACAAUGAAUUUGGUGCGUGGCAUGAUCACUUUCAUAUGAAGAACAGUCGCGGUCGUGGAGGAAGUCCGUAUAGCACGAUAUCCAGCGAUAUAUCGAGCGAUUUAUGAUGAUCGGUAGAACAGUCCUGGUCUUGGAUAUAGAACGUAUAGUACCAUAACCAGCAAUAUGAUGACCAUUAACAGCUAGAAUAAUGUCGAGGUGUUGCAAUUGGUCCAUUGGUCUGGGAUGUCUACACAAUGCCUUUAAGUUUAAUCAAUGCCAAUAUUACCCUCUGAAAACUAGAGAUUCCCCCUGUUCAAAAUGCUAGUCAAGACCAUCAUGAGUGGAGCGUUUCAUGGCAUGAUUUGUCGGACGAUAUUUCGACAAGUCCUCUUUCACCGGACAGUUACCAUAGUAACGGUGCUCCUCAGCCAAUCAAGAUCAAGGAUUUUUUAAACCUACAUAGUUGUCAGACACCCGGAUCACAUGUACACAAGGCGAUGGAUGAUUUCCACUUCAAGUUCGGUGUUUAUCUUUCCCUAUUGGUCAUUUUAGGUCACUUUAUUCCAGUAUGAUAGCACCAAACAUAAUUGCAACAUUGAUUGGUGAGGAGUUUUUACCUGAUUGCUAAGAAAGCAUGAAUGUUUUUAAGCAAGAAUCCAGAGGACCGUCGGCUUAAGGUCCCCUCCGAAGGACCUGGUAAUGAGGAUUAAUGCCUUACCAAAGGGCACUAGGGCACCAAGUGGGAGUCGAACCCGGGUCACCGGAAUACGAAUCCCCCGCUCUACCGACUGAGCUAUCGCGCCUCCGUAAUUAUGUAGAUGGUCCUCCGAUGAAGCUUACAAUGUGUUGAACUGUCAAUAAUGCGAUUUGAGCCAUGUUUGUAAAAAAAAAACACAAAUUACGGGAUUUGAAGCUGGAGAAGACAAUCAAGACUCUGCUUCCAACACCAGCAAUGACUCUACACCGAACUUGAAAUCACCCAAUACCGGAGAUAUAGAUGUGUUAGGAUUCAACGAUGUGUUAGCAGGGUGUGAUGAUUGGCAGGGUAUGAUUUCCGGAUGAUUCGAACAAGCGUGGAUGUAAUUAUUUUACCGUACUUAUCGUAUGGCGAGAGUUAAAGUUGCCUGCUCGCACCCAGGAGGUGCAGGUCAAAUUUUAACCAACCUAUAUGAAAUUUAUGUUUGUUAAAAUAUGAACUUACUAACUGUUGGUGAAGAACCAAGCUGCAUGCAAAAUUUAACUGACAGCUCGUCAGUUCAUAUCUUAACCAACGAUUUGGUUGAUUUAAAAAGAUUCGGCGAGUGCAUUAACCUUCCUGUAGCCGGACAAGUCACCUACCCUCAAACAAUGAUUGAGACCAUGGACCUAUUGAUAGGUCCAUGGUGAGACAUACUACACACUAAUUGUAUGCAUGUGGCACGCACUUAUUAAUGACACGGAAAGGCCUGUAAAGUUACUUCAAAACUAUGCAAACUUUGAUACAAAAUAUUUAUUACAAAUUUUUUUUUGCAAUUUCGUGCAAUUUUUGCUUCAUUGAUAUGUUUUAUUGGUUAUUAUAUUUCUGUUUUUUAUAAACAAAAAAAAAGUGGUAAUGAAAAACAAAUCCAAUUUAAGUUGGAGAAAUAUCAGAAUGAUGCUUGUUAACAAUAGUAUUCCUUAACCAGCUUUGAGUCGCAUGUUGUCCAUUAAACGUUUCAUUGCCCAAACAUCGUUGGUCAUUAGAAUAAACUUUUGAUAAGUGAAAACAGUUCACUAUCUUUUGUUUCUCAUUGACCUAUAGUUGUCCAGGGAAUAAUUGCCGCACACAAGUCAUCAUUGAACACGCAUGUGCCCAAAUCAAGCAAUCCGGAAAAUAGUUAACAAUGCAGAUGUAAAAUUUGCUCAACUGUUGGAAAAAUAUGACCGACAAU
Messenger RNA from Lytechinus variegatus (green sea urchin), 3146 nucleotides. RefSeq lists its product as uncharacterized. Bases 276 to 1361 code for a protein of 361 amino acids. The record is from RefSeq and is a predicted model, not a curated record. The transcript is spliced from 5 exons. NCBI's taxonomy places the organism in Eukaryota, Metazoa, Echinodermata, Echinoidea, Temnopleuroida, Toxopneustidae.